Messenger RNA from Scophthalmus maximus (turbot), 7110 nucleotides. RefSeq lists its product as uncharacterized. NCBI's taxonomy places the organism in Eukaryota, Metazoa, Chordata, Actinopteri, Pleuronectiformes, Scophthalmidae. The record is from RefSeq and is a predicted model, not a curated record. The coding region runs from base 2302 to 3396 and encodes 364 amino acids. The transcript is spliced from 5 exons.
CCCUCUCACGGAUUGUUAGGUGUCACUUGCCGUCUGCCGGCUGGAUAUGAUGAUUCUGCGCCUGCAGUGUAAAAGGAUAGUUGCGCAGUUCUUUUGGCAUGGACAGUGCACAUUUCAAGUCUAUCGGACCAGUAGAAAACAGCAAGCCCAGACCAAUUAAUUAAAACAUUCAGGCUGAGGUGUCACCUCGGCGCCAAGGCUUGUUCUCACCCUCUUUGCUACAACAGACACAUUCUUGUUACUAGUUCACCUGCUGGUGCUCGGGGUCAGGUUCCCCUCGAUGAUGCAGGGAUUUAUGGACCUGAGUAAUUUCUGUUUUGUCAUGGGGAGAAAUUGGAAAAGCAGUUCAGCCGACUUGUUGGCUUUCGGCAUACCUUUGGCAGAAGGAGCAGAGCAGAUCAGUGGAGAAGAUAUAUCCAGUGCCUCACCCUGCUUAAAUAAACUACAUCAGAUAAUAAAAUACAACUGGGAGGCUUCCUCAGCUUCCUUUUCACAGAGGCCCUGAAACCAAAGACCUGUCACUCAUUCAUCUGACAUUUAGAUGCGCAAGUUGUCGAGAUAUCCGAUUAUGAGAAACUCAGAUGGGACUCAUCAAUCAUACAGGCCAAUGUGAAAAUAGAAGUUGAAACAGGCCGGAACAAGCUCACAUUUUGUUCCAGCAAGGAGGCUUUCAGCUCCGCGGCUGUAUCACAUCCUCACGUGUAAUGCUAAGUCCAGUGAAAAAACAGUUGACUAUACUGAAACACUGUACUACAGGCAGUCAGGGUGCCCUUUCUGACCCAAUAUGGGUGAAUGGGUGGGCUGCUGGGUGACAUGAUGCUAGGAAUAGGAACAAAGAGAGCGGAGGGGUGAAGUUAUCAAAAAGCAAAAAACAAGGAUGAAGACAGGAAUUCUGAUUGGAAACACCAUCUGUCCAUCUCUGUGUCUCUUUUCCCAUUUUUUAAUUAGCUCUACUUGCUUCUUCAUCGCCUCACUUUCAUAUCCCCCAUCUGUGUAACCGGAGAUGGACUGAAUGGUGGUGACGUCGUCGCCUCCUGGGAACAACAUCCCGAUGCUGCCUGGGUGUGUAAAGCAGAACUCCAGCAUCAGUGAUUUUGUUGCCAGGGGGAGGACUUUACCAGCAGCACUUUCCUAAUAUUGCCUGGAAUUUGCAUGAUGACGGCGACAGCAGCAGCAACGAUGAUGGAUGAAUGACAUUGCAGCAUAAAUGAAUGAGCAUGUACAGUUACAGUAGUAGCCAUGAUAGUAGUUAUAUUUAUAGAGGUAGUAAUGACCAAGCAGAAGAAGCAAUUAAUCAUCUAUCAUUAAAAGUUAUUAUAGCUACAUCAGUGGCAGUCUGAUGUUUCUGAGCCAUAUGUUUUUUUUGGACAGCCUCAGAACAAACUGCAGGAGGAGAACUACAGCAGUUCACAUUUAGCUUGGUGCCUCACUAAUACCUGCUGUUCUGCCUGUAACCACUAGGAGUAGCUAAUGUUCACUGAUGCAGCUUGUGUGACAGAAUAGAAGGGCGAGUAUAUAUACACUAAAGUUUAAAAGGCAAUAUCUCUCGCACAGCUCUUUCUAUAUUGAUGUAAAACUAAUCAAAUUAAGGCUGAGGUACAUUGAUGCUGUAUCCUUUAUUAAAAUUACAAAUGGAAUGUUUGUAAGCACCGAACCUAAAGAAUAGAAGUGUGUACAGUCUGGCCGGUGCCAUGCUACAGUAUGAUGAAUAUGAAAGUCAAAUUUAACUGUUUAAAUUGUUGAGGUCUUGUGACAGACUUUUUCAUUUGAUAUGUCCACGUCAAACAGAGGUGCCCUUUGUGGACAUCGAGUGUGAGCAUGGCACAUUGAUAAUUCAUUAAGCAACAAAAUCUGUCAGUCUAUUGCGUGAAUAUGGGUGAUCUAUUCAGAAUAACGUACAGUAAUGCGGUUGCCUGAAUGUGUCAGUGCCAUCCGCACAGCAGUUACUCUCUAUUGUAUCUGAGAGACAGCCGUGAUACAUGAGAGCAGAUAAGUUAUGGAUCCCCGUCUUGCACUCGGCUGCUGCUGCUGAGAGUCCUGCAGCCUCCUGGGAGUGUGCUGUACAUGUGAGAUAUUUGUCCUUCCUCUGUCCUCGCAUCUCAUCCUCUCCGUCACCUUCAUUCACUCUCCUUUCACCCACCCUGUGAUGUACUCCCCUCAUUUACACCCCCACCCCCCCUACUUCAUUCAGUCCCUGCUUUUCCUGUGCAUCUCUCUGUCUGCUCUCUCUGUCCAUAUGUUUUAGUGUGCGCCUCCCGUUGCCCCCGAUGAGCGUUCUGUCGUGCGGUUGCAGCCGGGGGAAUGAGUGGGGCUCACAGAGUGCAAGAGUUAGACGUCCUCAGGGGUGAAGUCACGCUGGUCUUUUCACUGGACGGUUUGAACUGGCUCUGCAGAAGGAGAUGCGGCGGCGAAGGAAGGGAGAAACGGGGUGAAGAACUCCAGUUCUGGCUACCUUCAGGUCAGAUGAUGGCGGCUGACGAGAAGCUGCAGCCGACCACGUGCUUCCGUAUCCAUAAGCACAGAGGAAGUGCACUUCGUGACUUGUGGAGGGACACUGACUGCAGAUCGAGCUCUGUAACACGGCCAUCAUCCUUUUCUCUCUCAGCGCAGUUCUGCCGUCCUCUGGGGAACUCUUCUGUCCCCGAGUUUCCAGAGGAGGCACCGUGGACAAGACUUAUCUUAAACCCACGGGACGUUUUCACCUUGAUCACAAGGAAUGUGAAUUUGGCUUCCCAGCAGCACACUUUUACAAUGGAUCGCCCAAAUAGGUCUAUCAUUUUCUGUGACGAGGACAUACAGCCGCGACCUUUUGGGGAAAUUCGCUCCACUCGUGAUCGCAGGACACUCAAAGAGAAUGCUGGUAACCGCAUCAGCAAUAAAAACAAUGUGUCAAGGAAUUUGAAAAAUGCCCAGUCGCUCGCCGAUCUCAACAAUAACUCUGAGGACGAUCACGGUGAAGCGGCUCCCGGAGAGAAUUUUAACAUGCUCACUCUCAAAAGUCUUUUAAAACCCUGUCAGAACUACAACCAUCCAGGAGAGUCGCCUGGACGGGACGGGGACGUGAAAAUGAGGAGGAGCGUGUCCUUCAAUGAUGAUGUCAUAGUCUACCUGUUCGAUCAGGAGAGUCCCACCGCGCAGCUGCGCUCUGAGCCCCUCACAUCUCUGCCAAGCAGCUCUGCCUGCGACCUGCCAGAUGUCACAUACGAAGACAGUGGCCUGGAGUGGGAAGACGACUUCUCGGCUCUGGAGAGGAGCUCGCGUCUUCAGCGUGACGGCCACCACGCCCCUUCCCUGCCAACGCGGAGCUGGACCGAUGUGUCCAGGCCACAGCGUUACCUUCCGUCUCAAACCGGCCUCUUCCUCACCCAUGUCGCUGCAUCAGACCUUGAGCUGUGAGAUAGGCAGCCGGAAACACACACACACACACACACACACACACACACUGUGCUGCAGGUGCUGAUGUCUAUGACACAGUGGCAGUCAAACACAGCCUCUCUCUCUCUCACACACACAAACACACACACACACACACCCGCCCGCCCACCGCCUUCAGCCAAAGGCCAUCUGACUGUGACCAUGGCCCAAUGUGACAUCCACACUUGUUUUUCUUCCAGACAGCCAGCCUUGGCCUAAUGGAAAAACUGACUAAUCGUCCACAUCGACGUCCUCUUCACCUCUCUAACUCAUCUCCCCACCUCCCUCCUCUUUUACGAUGAGUCAGGGACUUUAAUGGCUUCUCUCUCUCUCUCUCUCUCUCUCUCUCUAUCUCUCUGUCUCUCUCUCUCUCUCUCUCUAUCUCUCUCUCUCUGUGGCCCAGAAUGGAUUCGAAGCACCUGCUGUUCAUGACAUCACAGAGCUGCAGGACAGUGACAGUGCAUUCAGCUCUAACAGUGGACACGACCACUGGCUGUGAUGUGGUAACACAGCCCAUUGGAUAACCAUGCUGGUACCUUUCCAGCUGCAGAACUCUGCGGAAGCUGCUUUUUUUCAUGCCAGGUUGUGUCCUUGGGCCUGGGCAAUGAAACAUAACUAGACAUAACUAAUGUCAACUUACUUGAGUUUUUAUGAUUUGUCCUCUGUGUCUGACAUCGUGCCGUGUGUUUAAAUCAUUGGAUUCAAGACAUUGCGGGUUAUUCUUGUUUACGCAGUUUGUUUUUUUUGCUCAAACAACGCGUGCUUGUGGAGGCCCUGUUUGCCUGCCUCAUUACUGAAGUGUGUUCAGCUCAGAAUUUAUCAGAGGCUGUGGCUAAAUAAACAGUGUAAGGCUUUAGGGCCAGUGGAGGCAGAAACUGAACAAACUCAAAGUAACAGAUAGUGUUUCUACAGAGAGCCUGCAUUUGGCGAGGUUUGGUUGAUUAGAUACAGUGUACCUGGAGGAGCAAAGGGAACCUGGCAGCCACGCACGCACCAAAGCAUGCACGCAAACACAAACACACACACACACACACACACACACACACACACACACACACACACACACACACACACACACACACACACACACUGUUCAAGGACACCAAACCAAAAAGCUUAACAUGUUUGUUUCUAAGAGCUGGGAGCAGCACAUCUGUAAAUUGUUGUUGUUGAUGUUGUUGUUGUUGUUUUGACACCUUCACAAAAUUUGAACAUCAAUGUCAAUGUUUCAAGAAGCCUAGUUACUAAGCUGUGUGUAAAAUUUGUUUUUUAUCAUUACCAUAUCAUUCUCUGGUCUGUUUAUUUCAGCAAUGUCCACAAAUUUGCUUUGGCCGACAGAUUUUCGACCCGGUGACCCGGUCACUUUCCGGAGCCCGGUGGCUGGAAAGUGAAGCCAACAUGCAAGUGCCUGAAAAAUGUAUUCUCUGGAAUGACCAGCAAAGGGCGACUGAUUGCAAAAAAGAAGUCUUGAUUUAUAACUUUGGCACACAUUUUCCUGAGGAUUUUAAUUCUUCAGUACAGCAUUUUGUGAAUUAUGGUCUCAUUUAGAGUAAAAUAGAUGAUAAAGCACCUUUUGAAUUGGGGCGUCCUCUCGACGAGCUCUCAGACAGACCCACCCUCCACUAAAAAAAUAUGGUUACAUUUGCUUUCAAAAAACCAAGAUGGCGCCAGCCAAAAUGCUUCAAAACAAUAAUUCACAAACCAAUGGGUGACGUCAUGCUGGGUUGCCACUUGCUCACAAUUUGCAAAUAACCACAAAGACCUAAAAACACCAGUUGGCCAGCACAGCAGAUGCAUAUUUGAAAAUGCUAUGCCAGGCAGUGCAUCCUUUUUUUGUUAGAUUAGCAGCUAACCGAGAGUCCUCUCUUCUGUCACUCUAGUUUUUUAAAAACAACCUCAACAACAAGCUCUUGCCAGCUUUUUUUGGUUGAGUUCAAAUAUGGACAGCCCUCCUCCAGAAUUGCUUUCUCCACCUUUAAUGUUGGGGGAAUUAACAUGUUUGAUAAACCACGGAGGACAUUUCAGAAAGAGGAGUAAUCUGAAUAUCCAGGUACACAAAGGGUCACAUGGACCAGUGGGAUGGAAAUGUAGGUACCGAAGAACCGUUUCUAUUUUGGAGGCUUUCCAUCGGCAUAGGUGGGGCUUAGGAGAUAUUGAUUUUGUGAUCCGGAAAAUUAUCAGAGAAUACUAAUAAUAUAUACAAGUCGCAGAACUCAGAUACAUACAGUGAGACAUUGUCUGCAUACAGGGAGAUUUUUGUGUUGGGCUCCACCGACAUGUACUGCUUCUAUUACUACUACUCGGUGAUGAGUUUUUGUGACAAUAUCAAAAUAAGUAUCCUUAAGAUCUUAGAGAAACUAAUUCUGUUUAAUCGCGAGUUAAUUGUUUGGAAGCAAAAGCAACCAUUAGUAAUUUAUUUUUAAAAAGCAAUAGAAAUUUGAAAAAUUGGUCAGAGGAGAGUUAGAAAGCUUAAAGAAACUAGCUACAGAAAAUACAACCUGACAUAAUGUAACAAAAUGAAAUUUUCAGUAUACGUCAGAGCCAUGCCACCACGCUAUCACUAAAGUCCACUAUCUAUCCCAGUAGGAAAGGGCAAUAAUCCCAACUGCCAACAGUUGUGUUUCAGGCCCCAGGUCCAACAGACAAAGUGGGAGGGGAAGGGGUGUAGUGGUGACUAUUUAAAACUGUGAAUCGUGUCACUUGUGAUCCAUUUAGUCACUUAGGUUUGUAUAUUAAUUUAGUUUGACAACAGUUUGAUGGCACCCAGCAGCUCACAUUACACAAAUAUUAUUAUUACAUCUUUACCUCUCGUUACAGAUGUAAUGUAAGUAUUUUAUUUCUGGUUAAAAAGCUAAUAAUGACAUAGUUUAACUGAGAUCUGGUCCUGCUGCUUCUGUACACUCAGGUGUGGCCUGGAGGACUGUAUUCAAAUGAAGCAGGGGAGGCCGAUAAGCCACAAUGGAAAUCAUGUUAACUGCCUGGAAUUAAAGGAGUAUAGACGAGGAACUGGAAUGCAGUGUUUGCGUCUUUUACUUAUUCUUUCAACUAUCUCGCCUACAUCAGGCCCAAAAAAAGAGAAAAAAAAGAAAUGGGGAUUCUUGUGCUAAAUGGUCACAUUAUGCUGGUUACCUGCACGAAUAUCACCAAGUAACUAAGUGAUUUUGAACCUAUUUUUUUUCCGCAUGAGUUAAAUAGCUGCAGUCAGGCUGCUAGAUACUUAAGAAUGAUAGUUCACAUACAAACCAUAUGAUCAGUUUGUAAACUAUGAUGAAUAUUACCAUUCAGGGCUGUGACAAUUAGCUCUAUUCUACUACAAACUACAACAUUUAGGUCAAAUUUGAUCUCAAAUAGUGAUCUGAUAAUAACAAGGCUAGAGGCUUUGCGCACGAUACUUUAUUUUUUACCAGUAGAAAAAUUGGUUUGCGGCAACAUCAACAGACAUUCCAUGUUUAGACUGGCUGACCGGUAUGCACCAGGCCUGUACUUUUGUAUAUAUGUAUUAUGUGUUAAACUGCUUUUAUUAUGCACUUUAUGUAACUAUUAUGUACGUGUGUUGCUCUUAUUAUGUUGGGCUUCGCGGUUCACGUUUUUUUCAAAUCUUUUUACUGCAUGUCGCACGUUGCCCAUGUAGAGAACUUUGUGACUUUUGUAUGUGAAAAGGGUUAUAGAAAUAAACGUAUCAUUUUUAUGACUGCU